Messenger RNA from Elgaria multicarinata webbii, 938 nucleotides. It is a transcript of the gene SPDYA, whose product is annotated as speedy/RINGO cell cycle regulator family member A. The record is from RefSeq and is a predicted model, not a curated record. Bases 1 to 930 code for a protein of 309 amino acids. Gene Ontology annotation, biological process: positive regulation of cyclin-dependent protein serine/threonine kinase activity. The transcript is spliced from 6 exons. Gene Ontology annotation, molecular function: protein kinase binding. Lineage: Eukaryota; Metazoa; Chordata; Lepidosauria; Squamata; Anguidae.
AUGAAACAUAAUCAGAGCUGCUGUCAGACGCCUCCAAGUGUCACUGUUCAUAUAAAAUCAAGUGCAACCAGAUCAUAUCAACAAAAAAAAGUUCUUGGCCUUAAACGUCCUAAAUUUAAAGACAGCCAGGAGACCUGUGGGAAAAAUGUUAAUAACAAGCCAAACCGUUCAAAAGGUUCAUGUCUAGUUAUUCAGCGUCAGGAAAUGACAGCUUUCUUUAAAUUAUUUGAUGAUGAUUUAAUUCAAGAUUUCUUGUGGAUGGAUUGCUGCUGUAAAAUUGCAGACAAGUAUCUUUUGGCAAUGACUUUUGUUUAUUUCAAGAGGGCUGGCUACAAUAUAAAUGAACACACGAGGCUUAAUUUCUUUGUCGCUCUGUACCUCGCAAAUACAGUUGAAGAAGAUGAAGAAGAGUCAAAAUACGAGAUUUUCCCAUGGGCUUUAGGAAAAUCUUGGAGAAAGCGUUUCCCAGAUUUCUUGGUUCUAAGGGAUGAACUCUGGAGUAAAAUGGAUUACAGGGCUAUUGUAAGCAGACGCUGUUGUGAGGAGGUCAUGGCUAUUGCCUCAACACAUUAUAUCUGGCAGCGGGAACGUUCUCUCCAUCAUAGUGGAGCUAUAAGGAACAAUGGCCGAGCGGAAGUACAGCUGCCUCGAGGACCUAAUGCUACACCUGCAGAUUGCUUGCUUUGCGGGAAAAAGAGAAGAUUUAUAAGGCUAGGAUUAUCAUCCUCUUCCUCCAAUGGUACUCUGGAAAUCAUGGAGCAACACAUAGCUCAGGGACUGCAUGACUCUCUUCAAGCUGAUAAAAGAAUUUCUGAGUCACCGCCUCACUGUUACUCCCAAGAUUGCAACAAACUACACGACAUAGGAAGAAAAGGUUGCUAUGCAACUCAAGAUAAAUCCAUGGCUUGGUUUACUGGAAGUGAAGAAUGAAAAAAAUA